This is a messenger RNA of Oryza brachyantha (malo sina), 967 nucleotides long. Its product is annotated as chitinase 8. Gene Ontology annotation, biological process: cell wall macromolecule catabolic process; chitin catabolic process; carbohydrate metabolic process. NCBI's taxonomy places the organism in Eukaryota, Viridiplantae, Streptophyta, Magnoliopsida, Poales, Poaceae. Gene Ontology annotation, molecular function: chitinase activity. Bases 97 to 867 code for a protein of 256 amino acids. The transcript has 3 exons. The record is from RefSeq and is a predicted model, not a curated record.
GCGGAGAAGAAGCUAUAUAUACCGGUGUGUGCUUGCGAGCUAAAGCAAGAAGCUGCAAACUGAAGCGGCGAAACGUCGGCAGCGACGACGACGACGAUGAGGUUUGUGCAGGCAGCUGCCUUCGCAGCGGCGCUGGUGCUCGCCGUGGCGGCGAGCGGCGCGGCGGCGCAGGGGGUGGGGUCGAUCAUCACGCAGGAGGUGUACGACAGCAUGCUGCCCAACCGCGACAACUCGCUCUGCCCGGCGAGUGGGUUCUACACGUACGACGCCUUCAUCGCCGCCGCCGACUCGUUCCCGGCGUUCGGCACCUCCGGCGGCAGCGACGAGCUCAACAAGCGCGAGCUCGCCGCCUUCUUCGGCCAGACCUCCCACGAGACCACCGGUGGCACGAAGGGGAGCUCGGAUCAGUUCCAGUGGGGUUACUGCUUCAAGGAGGAGAUAAACAAGGCCACGUCUCCACCCUACUAUGGACGUGGCCCAAUUCAAUUGACAGGGCAGUCGAACUACCAGGCAGCCGGGGACUUCCUGGGGCUAGACCUGGUGGGCAACCCGGACCUGGUGUCCACCGACGCGGUGGUCUCCUUCAAGACGGCCCUCUGGUUCUGGACGACGGCGCAGGGGAACAAGCCGUCGUGCCACGACGUCAUCCUCGGCCAGUGGACGCCGUCGCCGGACGACGACGCCGCCGGCCGCGUCCCGGGCUACGGCGUCAUCACCAACAUCAUCAACGGCGGCAUCGAGUGCGGCGUCGGCCCCAACGACGCCAACGUCGACCGCAUCGGCUACUACCAGCGCUACUGCGACAUGCUCGCCGUCGGCUACGGCGACAACCUCGACUGCUACAACCAGCGCAACUUCGGCAGCUGAUUGAUUUCAUCUCAUAUAUAUGAUCAGUGAUUACUACCAAUAAAAGCUUAAUUUGCGUAUGUAUCCCAACAUGAAUAAAAUGUCUUUGAUUAUUAGCAGA